Diachasma alloeum is the source of this 1809-nucleotide messenger RNA. RefSeq names its product fatty acyl-CoA reductase wat. Gene Ontology annotation, biological process: long-chain fatty-acyl-CoA metabolic process. The transcript has 9 exons. The coding region runs from base 99 to 1730 and encodes 543 amino acids. Gene Ontology annotation, cellular component: peroxisome. Lineage: Eukaryota; Metazoa; Arthropoda; Insecta; Hymenoptera; Braconidae. Gene Ontology annotation, molecular function: alcohol-forming very long-chain fatty acyl-CoA reductase (NADP+) activity. The record is from RefSeq and is a predicted model, not a curated record.
CCAAACGGUCAAGUCGAAGGAAUUCGCAGUCUGCGUUUGUUCGUCGUCCAAUCCACUUCGGCCGCCGGCAGUGCUGGCUGUUACAACAAUUUGGGAUAAUGUCGACGGGAAAAAAACAGGGGAUCAUGGAGACUGAGGUGAAUGGCCUGGCCGUGGUGACGCCGGAAGAGCACAGUGAUAUUGCCGAAUUUUACGCGGGAUGCAAUGUUCUUAUUACCGGAGGCUCCGGGUUUCUCGGGAAACUUCUUAUUGAAAAGUUACUUCGAACAUGCACAAAAGUUGGUAAAUUGUACCUAAUUAUACGAGCCAAGAAGGGCAAAUCUUCGGAGGAGCGGUUCAAGGAGCAUUUUGAGGAUCCGCUCUACGCUAGACUGAGGGAAGAGCAACCGAAUUUCGCGAGUAAAGUUGUUAUGAUCGAGGGUCAGCUCGACAAGGGCCUGGAGCUAUCGCCGGAGAACCGCGAAUUAUUGAAAAAUUCUCACGUGGUGUUUCAUGGCGCAGCCACUGUUCGAUUCGACGAGAAAUUACGGCUCGCUGUCAACAUUAAUGUGCGAGGAACUAAGGAGAUUCUCCUCUUCGCGAGGGAGAUGCCCAACCUCAAGGCUUUUGUACAUAUUGGCACGGCAUUCUCACAAUGCAUCACCAAGUUCAUUGAUGAGAUUUUCUACGAUCCACCAAUUGGCUCUGAUGAGCUGCUGACAUUACUGGACAUUCUUGAUGAUGAUACACUGGAGGGUAUAACACCUACUUUAUUGGGAAAAUGGCCAAAUACAUACGCAUUCACGAAAACAGUGGCCGAAGAUACGGUGCGAAAAUACGGCAGAGAUCUUCCAUUAUGCAUUGUGCGCCCUUCGAUUAUGAUUGCAACAUCGAAAGAACCAAUUCCCGGAUGGAUUAAUAACCUGUACGGUCCCACGGGUGUCGUUCUCGGUGCCGGGAUCGGACUGCUCCAUACACUCCACUGCGAUGCAAAAAAUGUAGCCGAUAUCAUCCCCGCUGAUUAUGUUAUCAACAACAUCCUAGCGGCCGCAUGGCACAUUGGCAAGGAGAAGGGUGGAAAAUUGCAAGGACCCCUCAAGCCCCUUCCGCCCCCAGUCUUGAGUUCGAAAAAGUCAGAGCUCAAUCCCGCUGAGGAUCCACCGAUAUACAACAGUGUGUCGUCCUGUCAAAAUUCAAUAACGUGGGGUGAAUUCAUGAAGUACAAUGAGAUCUUCGGUAUGGAAGUGCCGAGUAAAAUGGUCUUCUGGUAUUAUUUCUUCGACCUCCAUCCGAACAUUUGGGUUCAUUAUUUCUUCGUUGUCUUCACUCAUCUACUUCCAGCUAUCAUCGUUGAUACUGCAGCACGGUUGACUGGACGGGAGCCAGUAUUGUGGAAUACAUACAAGAAAAUUCACAAAUUCAGUGGAGUUAUUUCGUACUUCUCAACGCAGCAAUGGAGUUUCCGCAACGACAAUGUCAUGAAAUUGUGGGAUAAGCUAUCUGCUGUUGAUCGCAAAUUGUUCUACUUCAACGUGAAAGACUUGAUAUGGAGGGAUUACUACUAUUAUCAUAUUCGGGGUCUGCGAGUAUUCGUUGUGAAAGAUCCCCUGGACACUCUCGAGGAGGGCAGGAAGAGAUAUCGAUAUUUGAAGUGGGCUCACUACACCCUGGUGUCACUGCUGUAUUUGUUCGGGGCAUGGUUGGCAUAUCGCGUUCUUUACUUCUUCUUCUCAUUAAUAUUAUCCUUUUAAGAAUAAUUUGAGUGAGGCAAUCUAGUUCGUAAGACGUCAAUGGAUUUCAGAUUAAUAAAAAAAAUGUGUUGUUAAGUUA